Molecule: messenger RNA, 2256 nt
Organism: Carassius gibelio (silver crucian carp)
Lineage: Eukaryota; Metazoa; Chordata; Actinopteri; Cypriniformes; Cyprinidae
Product: adhesion G protein-coupled receptor E3-like
Exons: 16
Coding region: 1-2256 (751 amino acids)
Biological process (GO): adenylate cyclase-activating G protein-coupled receptor signaling pathway; cell surface receptor signaling pathway
Cellular component (GO): membrane
Molecular function (GO): G protein-coupled receptor activity
Source: RefSeq, a predicted model, not a curated record
AUGAAGUGUGACCAGCAUGUCACCUGGAGUGGCUGGUAUCGUCUCUUCAUUAACGGUGUGAGCGCUCAUAUCCCAGAGACUUGUAUUACGACCUAUAGCUGUGGCACUGCUACUGCACUGGGGUUACCCGAUGGGCAUCCCAGAAUUGAGGAUGGAGUUGUCACCCGAGACGCCUGCGCUCUAUGGAAUGAUUUCUGCUGCUUUGUCAGGUCUUUCCCCAUUAAAGUCAAAGCUUGUCCAGGAAAUUAUUAUGUCUAUGAGCUGGUUAGUCCAACUAUCUGCUAUGCAGCAUACUGUGCAGAUGUCAGCACCAUUAACACCAGCUCUACAGUCGUCACACCAGCGACCAUCUUCACUGUUUAUCCCUCUGUUGACCCCUGCUACAACUACACUGUGUUGGAUGAACCAUGGAGAGCCAACAGCAGUCGCCCAUCAAACUCCUACAAGCUUGAUAAGUCUGUCAGCUGGAGCGGCUGGUAUCGUCUCUUUAUUAACGUUGAGGAUGGAAUCGUCACUCGAGAUGUCUGCGGUCACUGGGACAAUUACUGCUGCUAUUACGGUUCUUACUCCAUUAAAGUCAAAGCCUGUCCGGGCAAUUAUCAUGUCUAUGAGCUGGUUAGACCAGCAGUCAACGAUGCAGUCUACUGUGCAGUUAUAAAUAUGACACAGCAGGAAAGAUGCAACAGUCAGACAUUUGGAGGAUGUUUUCAAAAUCUUCUUGAGCAGAUAGAGAACAUUACAGCUCAAGAGCUUCCUUUAGAUACUGUGAAAAAUAUUUUGAAUAUGGCCUUCAACACUUCAGAGAAAAUUUUAGAGUCGUCAUCAUUAUCCUCUGUAAACCAAACUGAACUAGCCUCCUAUGGAAACCGUCUGUUAAAAGCCAGUGAGAAACUCAUGUCUACAUUGGUGAAGCCGGUGGACACAAGUGACAGUGUCAGUUUUAUUAUUGCUGCUGUAGAUAUAGAAGUCUUCAUGAUUGGACCACAUGUCACCUUAGAGAAAAUCCCUCGACUCGACACGACAAAUUCUUCUGUUGACAUCGAUCUCAUUGGGAUCGCCAAGAACAACAAUGAAAGAUCAGCUGCUGUGGCUUUCAUGAGCUACAACACGAUGGAGAAUCUACUGAAGCCAGACUUCUUCAACACACCAAAUGACACGAUUAAAACCAUGAUGUCCACUGUGAUCUCAGCUACUCUUCCCAAAACCACCAACACUACACUAACUAAACCAGUCAACUUCACCCUCAAACACAUCAGAGAGUUUGAUCCUAACAAUUCCCUAUCCUGUGUGUACUGGAAUAUUAGCGAGUGGAUUGUAGAUGGUUGUUCUGUUUUAAAGUCCAACAGCAGCCACACUGUGUGUUCCUGUGAUCAUCUGUCCACAUUCGCUCUCAUCAUGCAAACCAGCCGCCCACCAGAGAGCGACUCACUAAUGGAGCUGUUGAAUCUGGUGUGUGUGUCCGUGGGGCUGGUGUUCUUCACUUUGGCCCUGUUGACCUUUGCCCUUUGUCAGUGGAGUCCUGGAGUGAAUAAUGUGGCUCGAAUCAACAUCUGCAUCAGUCUUCUGUUGGCUCACCUUCUGUUUCUGCUCACACAGCAGUUCCUGAGCCUCAUACGUCCUCAGCAGGUGUUGUGUGCCGUGAUCUCAGGACUUCUGCACUUCCUCUUUCUCUCCGGCUUUGUGUGGAUGUUCAUUGAAGCUGUGCUGCUCUUCAUCUGUGUGAAGAACCUAUCACAAAUCAGCUCCAGAAAGAGGGAGGUGCUUAGCAGUGGAUUCCUGUGUGUGAUUGGAUAUCUGGUUGCUCUGGUUGUGGUGUGUGUGUCUGUCGGUCUGGUUCCUGAAGGCUACGGCAGCGAACAAUGCUGGAUUAAAGUGGAGAAAGGCUUCAUCUGGAGUUUCCUGGGUCCUGUUUGUGUCAUACUAGCAUUAAACAUGAUUCUCUUCAUGAAGAUCGUCAUCAGUCUGAUCUCAGCACUCAAUACUCUCAAUGCUGAAGUUUCACAGAUGAAACAAACCAAGAUUAUGGCGUUUAAAACACUGGCUCAGUUUGUGGUUCUUGGUUGCUCCUGGAUUCUGUUUUUCUCCACUAAUGGCAGUAAGGGGCUGGAGAUCGUCUUCCUGAUCUUGAACUCCCAGCAGGGAACCUUCAUCUUCGUGAUCUACUGUCUCCUCAAUAAUGAAUCAGGCAGCAGUACAGGAGGUGCUUCAGAUGUCGCAAAGAACACUGAGGACCACAGCAUCGUGUUCAGAAAGUAA